AUGUCGUUUUCAAGGGCAUACAACAAUGACGGCAGCGGAAGCCACAACAGAGAGUUAUCCUCAAGCUCGAGUACUGGCGCAUCGGGCUCUAUGAAAAGGUUCGGAAAGGGAAAAGACGUCACAAGGGAGAUAGCACUGCUUGACUUUAAUACUCUUGAUAUCUCAGUAUUGCGUCGAUAUAAAAGAAUACACCGCCUAAAGGUAAAUGAACCAGCUACGAAAGAGCAACUUGUUCAGGCAGUGAGUAAACAUUAUGCUGCCAUGAAACCCAUUGAAAAUGAAGUAAUAGCUACAUUUAUAUAUGCCGUUCAUAAUAAAGGUAAACCAACAGUGAAGAUGAAGAGAUAG
Molecule: messenger RNA, 348 nt
Organism: Paraglomus occultum
Lineage: Eukaryota; Fungi; Glomeromycota; Glomeromycetes; Paraglomerales; Paraglomeraceae
Source: the annotation of a GenBank genome assembly